Pangasianodon hypophthalmus (striped catfish) is the source of this 6064-nucleotide messenger RNA. RefSeq names its product guanine nucleotide-binding protein subunit alpha-11. NCBI's taxonomy places the organism in Eukaryota, Metazoa, Chordata, Actinopteri, Siluriformes, Pangasiidae. The transcript has 7 exons. Gene Ontology annotation, molecular function: G-protein beta/gamma-subunit complex binding; guanyl nucleotide binding; GTPase activity. Gene Ontology annotation, cellular component: heterotrimeric G-protein complex. Gene Ontology annotation, biological process: adenylate cyclase-modulating G protein-coupled receptor signaling pathway; action potential; phospholipase C-activating dopamine receptor signaling pathway. The record is from RefSeq and is a predicted model, not a curated record. Bases 1076 to 2155 code for a protein of 359 amino acids.
UGGUUCUCGGUAAUGUGCAGUUCAUAGGCUACAGAAAGCGUACGGGGCUGGUGCGCGACGAGCUUGAAAUAAUUCGUUUAGUAAUUAGAAGACCCCGGUGGCUUUUAGGUUUAGCAUAACGCAUUCAUAAAAAAAAAAAUAGUGAAGCAUUCCUGGAAUGGUAUAGAAAGAAAUGAAUUGUCGCGGUUAUGCUUUGAGGUACAAAAAAAAGGUAUAGCUAGCUAUUUAGCCUGUGUACUGUUAGCUUGCUGGCUAUCGGGGUUUAGGUGGGUUAGCUGCGCUGUAAAGCCAGGGUUUGCUAACGUUCACUAGCGCGCUAAUCAACCGCACACGGCUGCAGACGGCACUGCCUGGCGCUGUAAUGCUUUUCAUUCCGCCGCUGUUCGCCGUUUCUGGGCCAGGAUUUUAGCUAGCUAGCUAGCGUGUUGGUUAGCUGAUGGACGGUUUUGCGGGCGCUCUGUGCGACUACUCUGGCGUUGUUUGGUUUCGGUACUGGGGCGGUUAGCUAGGCUAGUUAGCAGAAAUCCAGUACGGAUGUCUCGGCAGGCAGCUUUGUCCCGCAGUCACCGGGACAACUCGAGUUGGUAGUCAGCAUAUCACACGGCAGUGAAGGAGUGUCUUUAGCAGGUAGCAAGACGUGUUAAUUAGACAGCUGGUCUCAGAUAUCACAUCCAGCCACACACUAUUACCGUUAGCUUUCAUGCUAACUAAACCAGAUUCAAGUGCUGUCGCCUUGCUUUAUUUGGCUGUGUAAUAGCCAGGACUGCGUUUUUCGCCUCUCUAUUCAGCAUAAGAUUGAAGGAUUCAGGGCCCAGAUCCUUUCCUAGCUGUUAUCCUCACUCGUUUUCAUCUGGCUAGCUAGUCAGCAGGUCACCCUGUUUUUUUUUUUUUUUUUUUUUUUAAAUAUAUAUAUACAUCGAAAGGCCUACGCGAUGUGCAUCAUUUUUAGCAGCUAACAAAAUUUCUCGUUGUGUUUGUUGCUGCAUCGAAACGCUGAAAAAAGGGAACCACCUGCCAGCAGCAGCCUUUGUGCUUGUUUGAGAAAAGUCGGCUCUUUUUCUGAACCACUGCGGCGAUGACGCUGGAGUCGAUGAUGGCCUGCUGCUUGAGUGAGGAGGCCAAGGAGUCGAAGAGGAUCAACGCCGAGAUCGAUAAACAGCUUCGCCGAGACAAGCGAGACGCAAGGAGGGAGCUCAAACUUCUCCUCCUGGGCACAGGUGAAAGUGGCAAGAGCACCUUCAUCAAACAGAUGCGCAUCAUUCAUGGCUCGGGCUACACUGAAGAGGACAAGCGUAGCUACACCAAGCUCGUCUACCAGAACAUAUUCACCUCCAUGCAGGCCAUGAUCCGUGCCAUGGACCACCUCAAGAUCCUGUACAAGUACGAGCAGAACAAGGCCAAUGCUCUUCUGGUGAGGGAGGUGGAUGUGGAGAAGGUGUGCUCUUUCGACCAACCCUACAUCAAUGCAAUAAAGAUGCUGUGGGCCGACCCGGGGAUCCAGGAGGCCUACGAUCGCAGGAGAGAGUAUCAGCUGUCUGACUCCACCAAAUACUAUCUAAGUGAUCUGGAUCGUAUCGCAGACCCAGCCUAUCUGCCAACCCAACAAGAUGUCCUUAGGGUCCGUGUUCCAACUACAGGGAUCAUUGAAUACCCUUUUGACUUGCAAAGCAUCAUUUUCAGGAUGGUGGAUGUCGGGGGCCAGCGUUCAGAGCGCAGGAAGUGGAUCCACUGCUUUGAGAAUGUGACGUCCAUCAUGUUCCUUGUUGCCCUGAGCGAGUACGACCAGGUCCUGGUGGAGUCAGACAAUGAGAACCGAAUGGAGGAGAGCAAAGCCCUUUUCCGGACGAUAAUCACCUACCCCUGGUUCCAAAACUCCUCCGUCAUUUUGUUCCUCAAUAAAAAGGACCUGCUGGAGGAAAAGAUCAUGUACUCUCACCUGGUUGACUACUUCCCAGAGUUUGAUGGUCCACAGAGAGACGCCCAGGCAGGACGCGAAUUCAUCCUGAAGAUGUUUGUGGAGCUGAACCCUGACAGCGACAAGAUCAUCUACUCACACUUCACCUGCGCCACGGACACCGAGAACAUCCGCUUCGUCUUUGCCGCCGUCAAAGACACCAUCCUGCAGCUGAACCUCAAAGAGUACAACCUGGUGUGAGGGAGGGAGGGAGAGGUGGAGUGAGAAAGAGGGACACCUGCAGCCCAUGCACAACACGAUUUUUAAUGUAUCCCACAUACAUCCACGCUCGUAACAUAAUCAAGAUUUAGACUGACACAGCUCUGCUCUUUUCAGGCACAGAUGUUUUUGUUUGUUGUUCUUUUAUUUGACCAGGUUUUUUUUUUUGUUUUGUUUUUUGUUUCAUUUCUGACGGCGUUAUCAGUUGCUGCAGGCAGCGUCAUGCCUUAUCCCAUCAGCUGAUAAUUCCACUGCUUGUCCCUCCUGAUUGCCUCUCUAAUGAGAGAGCUAGGGCACUUAGUCUUUGUGUAGUGGUGCUCGAAAGGGGCACGGUAGCUGGGUUGCAGCUGAGUUGCUCCAGCUGAGUGAGAAUUGAUGUGAGAACCUCAUCAGAGGAGACCCUGACCUUGAUCUUAGGAGAAAACGGUCUGUAUGGAGGCAUAACUGCAGCUCCAUGUGAAAUGCCGAGCUGUUGGCUCAGGCAACAUUCUAGCAGGGCAUUGAGUGCAGUUUUUUUUUUCUGCGUGCCUGUCCAAGGCUAAACCUCACCUUGCAUCUUUGAAUGUAACUUGGUUUGAUUUUUAACCGGAUGUUAAGACAUUUCAUGCCGAACGGCAGAGACCGUGAGCAUUUGAUUUUUGUAUAUUAGGAAUAAUUUAAACAUUUCUCACAGCCCUACUGCUGUAGUAAAGAAAAGGUUAUUUGUGAGUUAGGUGAAAAUAGAUUCCCUCCAAAUUAAUGGGGUAGAUCAGUGCGUGUCGUCACCUUGCCACGAUUUCAUAUUUAGUUUUAGAGGUCCUUUAUUCACAAAACAGCAUAACUCACAGUGGGUUUCCUCCUCCAUCUGUACCAUUUGCCAAAUUUAUAUUUAGCUACCUUGUUUUGCUACAUGUUUUUGCCAGUAUUGGUUGCCUACUUGGUACAGUUGAAGGGAUUUUAAAAAAUUAUCUAUAAUGAUGUAUUUAGAAGUUUGCAAAACAAAAUUGUAUUUUCUGUAUGUUUACAUGCAUUGUUACGAAUCAUUAGUCUCAGUAUAACCCAGGUGUUAUUUUGCCACAUAGUAUCUAUUAUUUCUACAAUGUGAUAUGGUUACUAAAUACUGUUGUUAUGGAGUGCGUCAUGCUUACUUCAUGGUGAAAUUUAAGAUCAUUUCAAUAGGUGGUGUUUGUGUGGCAACAAUUUGAAGUAAACUCUAAAAGCAGUACAAUUCCAUAGUGUUCAAACUGCUGGUUCCAUGAAGAAUGUUUCUUUGGCCGACAUUGUUCUAGACAAGCGUGCUGUACAAAAGUGAAAUCGAUCUUUUCUAUUUAUGUAAUUUAUGGACCAGAUAUAUAAAUAAUGUUAAUAGGACUUGUUUCCCCUCUAGUGAUUGUUUGAAAUGAAAGGGGAGGAGUCCAUACUGCUGUAAAAUCUAUAGGCUAAUGAUCUUUUCUUUCAGUAUUUUGUACAUGCUUGUGAUUUUUUUUUUUUUUUUUUUUUCCCUUUUUUUUCUUUUUUUAGAUGCUUGACAAUGGAAAGUUGAAUUGCAAUUUUAAAGAUGCGCUUUAUGCAAAUAGGAAACGUAAGAAUUUAUUAGUGGUUAAAUUCUUGGUAGGCUGUCAUUUGUAACCCGAAAGGUUUCCGCUUGGUAUCAAUUUUAGUACCAUAUCCUAUUUGUUGCUUGACGGCUGUCUAAAUUUCAUAGUUGUUGUGAUAAGGAGACGAUUUUUUUUUUCUUUCUUUCUUUGCAAUGUAAUUCAGGUGAGUUUUCAUACUUUCAUUAUAAGGGCUAAUUAUGGGUAACAUUGACAGGAUGCAAGAACGCUAUUGAGUCUAAAACAGCAAUAGGUGCAAUGAAGCAAGUAGCUGAAUCGGGGUGACGGUGUGUUCAUGUGUGGAUGAUGGGAUGAUUAUCGUCUCUGCAGAUUUAGCUUUCAAAGUGUGCCAGGGAUACACCUGACAAAUCAUAUGUUUGACUACAGUGCGAUGGGAAGCUCUGGGUAAUUCUAGGCCUCGGAGAAAAGUCCCCCCUCCCCCCCCAAAUCCCCCAGCUUCAUGUACAGUGGUGUGUAGGAUGGACUACAGAUUGAAAUGUGGGUUUAGCAUAGGAGUUCAAGUGCAUAGGGGAACAUUGGGCCAUUCCAUUUUUCACAAGCAUCUGGCAUAUUUAUGCAAUUUUUGGUUUGGUACAACAACAGAACUCUGUCUGAUCUUUGCCCGAUCGCUGCAUCAUGCUGUGGGCCCUGUUAGGACGAGCACUUUUUUUUUUUUUUUUCCCUUUCAUGAUGGCGCCUCUCUUUGAUGAUAAUUGUACGGUAAAGAUGUUUUACCAUUGAUAAUGGCACAUACAUCUUGCUUUGUAUUAUAUUCCCUUCACUGUCUGCGAUGUGUGUGUUUUUUGUGUUUGUUAACAGAAUAGAGGGUGUGCAGUCUGAGAACAGGAUCAGUCCCAAUCUUGUUAGUGCCACAGAAAUCACACGAUGCUAAUUUUUUUUUUUUUAUGAUUUUGCCUGUAUUCCAGAAACCUUUAGUCUUUGGCUUGAAAGUUUCAGUGUUGCACUGCACAUGCUGUUCUUUGAGCAUUUCGAGACUAAGCCCUGUCUGCAUAUGACUCGCAUUUAGAUCUAAAAGGUUUGUAAAUGUCACGUGGGUGGGUGAUGGAUUCAGGUGCCAGGCCACUGCUGCUGUAUUUUUUUUGAACUUCCUUGAAAUGUGCAGUUUAUGGUAAGAUUUUAGCUCACUUUUAGCUCACUCAAACUCUAUCAAUUGUACUUUAACGUGUAUGGGCGAUUUGUGCCAACAUAACGGCAAUAUCGAGACCCGCCAUAUUUAGCCAUGCAUCUGUGACUAUAUGAAAUGUACUUGUUUAUAUUGAUAUGAACGCUAAGGUUUGACUGCAUUGUACAGAAGCUGCAUACACUAGGUCCUGUCAUUUCUCACUAACGGGGAAACACUACAGAUAUUCUUGUAGGUCACGUAUUGCAAAAACAGACUUUCUACCACAUGUAAGCAUUACUUUCAUGAUGUCCAAAGGGCAGCAGACACAUUUGUCCAGCUGCUGAGUUCUCAAUGUUGAGUUUUGUUCUCCUUGGGUCAGUGCACCGAACCUGCUUAGCACUAAUGGCUGCCGUUUAUCUGUUUGGUCAAGCACAUUCCUGGUACUUGGAGAUGUGAACACUAAUUAACGGAAUGGAUGUUUUUUCCUUGAGGUCCAUACUGAUGUGAUGGAUACAGGAAAUAUGAAGCUAACUUUUUUUUUUGUUGUUCGUUUGUUUUUUUCUUUCUAAUAAUAAUUUACCUGUAUGUAGGACCACUUAUAGAAAUGAUUUUUUUUUGGUUGCUUUUUUGAUAACAGGUUAAAAAAAUAAAAAUAAAAAAAUAAACAAAAAAAAUUGCGGUGUAUAAAAUCAAAGUAAUGUGUUUUUGGUUGUUUGUUUGAUUAGCUUUUUUAAGCAUACCAAAUGUAAAUGAUGUACUAUAAUGUGUGCCAAUCCCCUUUCUUUGUAGAGCCAGACUUUUAACAAGUGCCAAUAUUGUGUAAAACCAUAAAAAGGACUUGGUUAAUGUAUUUUAUGGUCCUGUUUUUAAAACAAACACCGAGUAUGUGAUUAAGUUAAACAGAUAAAGGACACUUCUAUUGCGUAUUUAAGGUUAAAGAUGCUAAACUUCUGUUUUUAACUGAAAUUCCAUCUUAAAUGCAUGUGUGUCUGAUUUGCUGGGGUUGGGUGGGUGAGGGGGAAAAAAGGGGCCUAAUUCUUGCUCAUUUACAGUGUUUUAGCCAUAUUUCUCUUUUCUAUGGUUCAUUUCAGCCACUGUUGCCUGAAACUCAUUCAAACAUGGAAACAAUUUUCAUAACCUUCUCCUUAAAAGAAAAACUAUCUGUUUUAAAUUGGAAUAAACUUUGUUCCUAUA